AUGCGACGUCGUCCGCGCUCUUCAUUACCUCGAGAUACUUCUACUACUUCUACUCUUGCUUCUACUACUUCUACUCCAUCUUCUGCGGCUUGUAAUGGUAUAUUCUUUCGUUUACCAUGUGCUUUACUUGUGGAAUUUCUAGAUCUACGUGAAGCUAUUAAUUUUUUAAAUACAAGUCGUUGGUUUCGUUCCGAUCGUGUCUUGACAUCAACGGCAUUAGAAAAGACACGCUAUGCUCAACACUUUCAUCAGAAAUGUGCUGCUGAUUGGUGGCAUUUAACACCAUUAUGGAAAACUGGAGAAAAUUCAUUAAAUGGAAGAGAAUGGGAUGAAGAUGAUCGUACAAGUCAAGAGAAUGUUAAUAUACCAGAAGGUUGGGAAGAUUAUCAUGUACGUACAGCUGCUGGUAAAGAGCUGACGUAUUGGAAAGAUACGGUGCGAGAUACACCACAGUGGCAACAUGUACCACUUUUAUCCAUUAUUGACUUUAUGGUCUCAAAGCUAUUGCCACAGAGCUAUAUUACGUUUAAAUAUGCAGCUACUGUGUAUACUGCCAGACCGGUGAUUGUUAGACUGCAUCCAUCAUGCGAGAGAAAAAACGAGACAAGGAGAAAACAAGAACAGGAUGCUAAGGAUCAAAUUGUUGCACGCAAGAUGAGUGAAGCUCUUGGCGCCCAGAAUGGAAACGGUAAACUUACAUCACUUUUUGGACUUCAUUGGGAGAACAUGAAUGUGGACUCAGAGACGGGUGGAGUGACCUGUGCAGUCUGUCAGUUGUAUGCUCAUGAGGUUGAACGGUACCAGACGAAAGUGGCAGAAAUGAUUAGUGAGUGGCGAGCAGCUGUGAAGGCUGAACUUCCUGGAUGGAAAGAGAAGGGUAUGCACCAGAUGGAGAUUGACCGUCGGACGUACGAGAUGCGAGAAGACAUGAUCCCGUACAAUGGCUUCUUCACGUCCAACGUCGCGCGUCGUCAUGGAGAUAUCAUUAUUCGCCACAUUUGUUCCUACUGGACGACGCUGGACCAUCUCAAGAUAAACACACUCGAGUAUCGAGACGCCUCACAGCUCGUCGCUGCGCUGACUUCAGACAUCAGGAAACAGUGCCAGCAUUUUUCGAAGAUAAAGCAGGCUAUGACGCACGCGUUUCCACGUGUCGCAAGAGUCCGCUACGAAGUGAAUGAGACAGAAUCUGCGCCAUCAUCGAAUUUGUGGCAGAAUCCAGCCGUCACGGAGCUGGUUGCUGGUGUAUCACAUUCAGGAUUUCUUUGUGGCAUGCUGUUUAUCGAGAAGAGCGUUUAA
This is a messenger RNA of Peronospora belbahrii, 1299 nucleotides long. NCBI's taxonomy places the organism in Eukaryota, Oomycota, Peronosporomycetes, Peronosporales, Peronosporaceae. The record is from the annotation of a GenBank genome assembly.